AUGGACAAAAUACCUGCCAAGACUGGGAUGGCGGCAUGGACCGCAAAGAAAAAGAUUUUCGUAUCUUUGAUCAUCGGCUUCAUUAUCAUUGCUAUCGGUGUAGGACUCGGCGUCGGCCUGGGAAUCGGGCUGAAGAACCAUGGCGGAGGUGGCGAGGAUGAGGGAAGCGGAGGAAAUACCACUACUGGAGGUAAUACGACCGUCAAGUGGCAGCCGGAGGUUGGAGUGAAGUGGCAGAUCGAGCUUCUCUACGCGCUCAACGAUACCUCGGUGGAUGCGCACAUCUACGACAUCGAUAUGUUCGAUAAUGACAAGGACAUGAUCUCCAAGCUCCAAGGCAUGGGCCGCAAGGUCAUUUGUUACUUCUCCGCUGGGACAUAUGAAUCCUGGCGCUCGGAUGCGGGAGACUUCGCCAAGUCAGACCUCGGCAAUAAUCUCGAUGACUGGCCCGGGGAAAGAUGGCUAGACACCAACUCGGACAACGUUCGUAAGAUCAUGAAGACCCGCUUGGAUCUUGCCCAGACCAAAGGUUGUGACGGUGUGGAUCCAGACAACAUCGAUGCCUACGACAAUUCGAAUGGCCUCAAGCUGACCGAAGACGACGCAAUCAACUAUGUGAACUGGCUCGCGUCGCAGGCUCAUUCGCGAGGGUUGUCUCUGGGUCUGAAGAACGGAGGCGAUAUAAUUGACUCUGUCAUUUCCAACAUGCAGUGGUCCGUCAAUGAGCAAUGUGCGCAAUACAAAGAGUGUGACACAUAUUCGGCCUUCAUCGAUGCCAACAAGCCCGUCUUCCACAUCGAAUACCCCAAGGGAGAUGAUACGAACAACAACAACGCAGUCACCACGACCCAGAGGUCGUCAGCUUGCAAUGCUGCCAGCUCGGGCAAUUUCUCAACCGUCAUCAAAAAUAUGGAUCUGGACAAUUGGGUAGAGUACUGCGGAUGA
Penicillium macrosclerotiorum is the source of this 945-nucleotide messenger RNA. Its product is annotated as endo alpha-1,4 polygalactosaminidase. The record is from RefSeq and is a predicted model, not a curated record. The transcript has a single exon. NCBI's taxonomy places the organism in Eukaryota, Fungi, Ascomycota, Eurotiomycetes, Eurotiales, Aspergillaceae. Bases 1 to 945 code for a protein of 314 amino acids.